AUGAAGCUCUUCUCCUGCCUCUUGGCUCUUCUCCUUUUCCUCCUCCAGGCUGUUCCAGGUCUCAGCUUGCCCAGAGACACCUUACAUUGCCUUGAGUACCACGGGUACUGCUUCCAUUCCAAAUCCUGCCCAGAACCCUUUGUCGCCUUCGGAACCUGCGCUCGCCGACAGAAAACCUGCUGCAUAGACACGACAUCAAACUUCCACACUUGCCAAGAGGAGGGGGGGCACUGUGUGCCUCCUGCAAUCAACUGUCUGGAAGAGCAGGAGGGACUUUGUUCUCACCGAAAAUGGAAGUGCUGUGCAGAGGUGUAA
Dryobates pubescens (Downy woodpecker) is the source of this 315-nucleotide messenger RNA. RefSeq names its product gallinacin-11. Gene Ontology annotation, molecular function: CCR6 chemokine receptor binding. Bases 1 to 315 code for a protein of 104 amino acids. The record is from RefSeq and is a predicted model, not a curated record. The transcript has 3 exons. Gene Ontology annotation, biological process: defense response to Gram-positive bacterium; innate immune response in mucosa; defense response to Gram-negative bacterium. Lineage: Eukaryota; Metazoa; Chordata; Aves; Piciformes; Picidae. Gene Ontology annotation, cellular component: extracellular region.